Molecule: messenger RNA, 3747 nt
Organism: Prosopis cineraria
Lineage: Eukaryota; Viridiplantae; Streptophyta; Magnoliopsida; Fabales; Fabaceae
Product: lysine-specific demethylase JMJ17-like
Biological process (GO): chromatin remodeling
Cellular component (GO): nucleus
Molecular function (GO): DNA binding; histone demethylase activity
Source: RefSeq, a predicted model, not a curated record
CCUUUCCAACUAAAUCUUCCCUCGAAAUUCUUCCAUGGUCUCCUUCUCUGUGAAUGUAAGUUUCAGGUCCUCGAAAGUGUGAGUUUUUCCGUGCAUGCUAUAUUGAGUUAUGAAUUCGGGGUGAUUCAAAUGGGGAAAGGUAGACCUAGGGCUGUGGAAAAAGGUGUAGCAGGACAGAGUCUCAGUGUUUCAUCGUCUGGGUCAGUGAGUAUACCGUCAGGACCUGUAUAUUUUCCCACCGAGGAUGAGUUCAGAGACCCGUUGGAAUAUAUUUAUAAGAUUAGACCUGAGGCUGAGCCAUAUGGAAUUUGUAAGAUUGUACCACCAAAGAGUUGGAAACCCCCAUUUGCUUUGGAUCUAGAUUUUUUUACUUUCCCCACUAAAACACAGGAAAUUCACAAGUUACAGGCUCGUCCUGCAGCUUGUGACUCCAAGACUUUUGAGUUGGAGUACUCUAGGUUUUUAGAGGAUCAAUGCGGUAAAAAGUCAAGGAAGAAAAUUGUAUUUGAAGGGGAAGAACUGGACUUGUGCAAACUGUUUAAUGCUGUUAAGAGAUAUGGUGGAUAUGAUAAGGUUGUGAAGGAAAAGAAAUGGGGGGAUGUUUCACGGUUUGUAGGGCCAAGUAGAAAAAUUACCGACUGUGCAAAGCACGUCCUAUCUCAGUUGUACUCUGAACAUUUGUAUGAUUAUGAGAAUUUCUAUAGUCGGCUGAAUCAAGAGACAGGCAAGAAAGGCAUGCUUGAGGAUGAACAAAGUGAUCAUGGCAUUCGAUCUUCAGGAUCCAAGAGGAUAAGAAGAAGUGUUGAUUGUUUGAAAGUUAAGGAUUGUAAAGUGCAGGAGGAAGAACAUGACCAGAUUUGUGAGCAAUGUAGAAGUGGUUUGCAUGGGGACGUAAUGCUUUUGUGUGAUAGGUGUGACAAGGGCUGGCAUAUAUAUUGUCUGUCUCCACCCUUGAAGCAAAUUCCUCCAGGAAACUGGUAUUGCUUUAAUUGCUUGAAUUCUGACAGAGACAGCUUUGGUUUUGUGCCUGGUAAGCAAUACACUUUGGAAGCCUUUAGACGUGUGGCUGAUCGGUCAAGGAGGAGAUGGUUUGGACCAGGACCUGUUUCUAGGGUGCAGAUAGAGAAGAAAUUUUGGGAAAUUGUAGAGGGAUUGGUUGGUGAAGUUGAGGUUAUGUAUGGAAGUGAUUUGGAUACAUCUGUCUUUGGAAGUGGUUUUCCACGCUCAACUGAUCAGAAACCAGAGCCAAUUGAUUCAAAAUUAUGGGAUGAGUACUCUUCUAACCCAUGGAAUCUUAACAAUUUGCCUAAAUUGAAAGGGUCAAUGCUUCGAGCUGUUCAUCAUAAUAUCACGGGGGUGAUGGUACCCUGGCUGUAUAUUGGGAUGCUAUUCUCAUCCUUUUGCUGGCAUUUUGAGGAUCAUUGCUUUUACUCAAUAAAUUAUCUACACUGGGGAGAGCCAAAAUGCUGGUACAGUGUUCCUGGUAGUGAAGCCGGUGCUUUUGAGAAGGUGAUGAGAAGCAGUCUUCCUGAUCUUUUUGAUGCACAACCAGAUCUGCUUUUUCAGCUUGUAACAAUGUUAAACCCAUCUGUUUUGCAAAAAAAUGGAGUUCCAGUCUACAGCAUAAUUCAGGAGCCUGGGAAUUUUGUCAUUACCUUUCCCAGAUCUUACCAUGGCGGUUUUAAUCUUGGUUUAAAUUGUGCAGAGGCAGUUAAUUUUGCCCCUGCUGACUGGCUACCUUAUGGUGCAUUUGGAGCUGAUCUCUACCAGCGAUAUCACAAAGCUGCUGUCUUGUCUCAUGAGGAGCUUCUUUGUGUAGUCGCCCAGUACAGUGACAUUGAUACCAGAGCAUCUCCUUAUUUGAAGAAAGAAUUGCUUCGCAUAUAUGAUAAAGAGAAAUCAUGGAGAGAAAAACUCUGGAAAAAUGGUAUUGUCAAAUCAUCUUGCAUGGCUUCUCGGCAAUAUCCUCAAUAUGUAGGAACUGAAGAGGAUCCGUCAUGCAUUAUUUGCCAGCAAUAUCUAUAUCUUUCAGCUGUUGUGUGCAGCUGCAGGCCAUCUUCUUUUGUAUGUCUGGAGCACUGGGAACAUCUUUGUGAGUGUAAAACUGUAAAACUACGUCUUCUCUAUCGUCACUCACUUGCAGAAUUGCAUGACUUGGGACUUUCUGUGGACAAUUAUACUUCUGAUGAUAAAGCACUGUUUAGGAAUAUAAGAAAGCACUCUUCAUGUCCGGGCACUUUGACAAAAAAGGUAAAAGGUGGUUCCAUUACUUUCUCGCAGCUUGCUACACAAUGGCUUCUGCGAUCUAGUGAGAUUCUUCAGAAUCCUUAUUCAAGCGAUGCUGUUGUUUCUGUGCUGAGGGAAGCUGAACAGUUUCUUUGGGCCGGUCCUGAGAUGAAUUCUGUUCGAGAUAUGGUGAAGAGUUUGAUUGAAGCUCAGAAGUGGGCAGAAGGGAUAAGAGAUUGUUUAAGAAAAAUUGAAGCCUGGUUGUGUGAUCAGGACUUUGACAGAGAGAAAGUGCACCUAGAAUUUGUUGAUCAGCUGCUAACAUUUAAUUUUGCACCAUGCAAUGAGCCUGCUUAUCAUAAGUUGAAGGAAUAUACAGAAGGGGCUGUGUUGUUAAGUCAGGAGAUUAAUAUUGCUUUGUCAAAGUGUUCAAAGAUGUCUGAGUUGGAAUCAUUGCAUUCUAGAGUUUGUGGCUAUCCACUCUACGUGAAAGAUGUUGAGAAGUUGGAAAGGAAAAUUUCUUCAACUAAGGUGUGGCUGCAGAGAGCCAGAAGCUGCAUCUCCAUCAAACAUCCUGCUGCAGUAGAGCUUGAUGUUCUUUACAAGUUGAAGUCAGAGAUUAUGGAGCUUCAAGUACUGCUUCCAGAGAUGGACGUGAUUCAGAAUAUAUUAAGUCAAGCAGAAUCUUGUGGUUCAAAAUGUAGUGAGAUGUUAGAAGGUCCCAUGAAUCUGCAGAAUGUCAAGAUGCUUCUUAAGGAAUGGGACGGCUUUAUGGUUGAUGUACCUGAGGUGAAGCUUUUGCGGAAAUAUUAUAAGGAUGCUGUUUCAUGGGUUUCCAACUUUAACCAUAUUGUAGGAACAACACAUGAACGGGAGGACCAACAUAAUGUCAUCGAUGAAUUGAAGAGUAUUUUAGGAGAUGGUUUAUCAUUAAAACUUGCAGUUGAUGAGUUGCCAUUGGUUGAGACUGAGCUGCAGAAAGCUCUUUGUCGGGAAAAGGCUCUACAGGCAUAUAAAUCUAGGUUGUCUCUGGAAUUUGUUCAGGAAGUGAUGAAGGAGGCCAGACUGCUACAACUUGAGGGAGAGAAAUUAUUUGUUGGUUUAUCUGGUUUACUUGCUGUUGCCAUACCUUGGGAGGAAAGGAAAGUUCUAAUUUCACAUAAGGCUUCCUUCUCUGACUUCGGGGACAUCAUCAGGGCCUCAGAGAGCAUAUUUUUGAUUCUUCCUUCCCUUGAUGUGAAGGCAGCACUGCUGGAAGCUAAUUCAUGGCUAAUGAAUUCAAAACAAUUUUUGGUUUCUUCUACUUGUCCAUCAGAUUCUCCACUGAAAGUUGAGGAGCUUCAGUCAAAGCUUCUUAAAAUAUCUUUUGAAGAAGUGAGGAUGCUUGAAAUAGUUCUGCAAAACUGCAAAAAAUGGGAGUGUGAGGCAUGUUCUCUAUUGGAAGAUGCCCAGCAUACUUUUGAAUUGGAUGACGUUGUUCAUGGAAUAAGCAGUGGCCUAAUGUCCCAAGUUGAAGGUUGA